GCGCUUUGGGGUCCUUAGGGACUAGUAAAGCGCUAUACAAAUACAGGCCACCUACCAUUUACCUCUAAUUUCCACCUUCUAAAUUAAGAUAACACUGACGUUAUUGACCUUCAAAUUUAACCAGAUACUUACUUGGCUUUGAGUAACACUUUAAGGAAUUCUGGACUAAUUUUUGCACAUUAAACAAAUAUGUAGUGCCUUUAGUCAUUCACAAUUCCCACAACAGAUCAGUAGAGUUGGCUGGUUCCUCUCCAGAUGUUUUGAAACUUAGCAAUUGCUCCUCGUUGUCUAACCAGUCAGGACAGCAGCAGUUUUCAGGGGUACUAACAAAAAUUUUAAAUGUAUAUUUUUUCAUAUUGUUCCAGUAUUUAUGUAUGUAUGUAUUGCUUUAUGUGUACUUCACCUACCUAUUAAUAUUCAACAACUUGCUAGUUUUUUAUAGCUUUGCACACUGUUCAAAACUCCACCCAGCUUCUUUAUCAUUGUUUGUAGUAUAUAAUAAGUAAUUCAUUGUCCUCUGCAGCGCUCUCAGUCCCGCUACAGCUUCGUUCCACAUUACAAUAGCAGCAUAACUCUCUCUCUCUCUUUGCAGACAUGUCGACCAAGGUUGCCGUGGUCACCGGCAGUAACAAAGGCAUCGGUCUGGCCAUCGUCCGAGCGCUUUGCAAGCAGUUCAAUGGAGACGUUUACGUCACCUCCAGAGAUGUAGGUCGGGGUGAGGAAGCAGUGAAGACUCUGAACUCAGAGGGACUGAAACCCAAGUUCCACCAGCUGGACAUCAAUGACUUGAACAGCAUUAAAAACGCUGCUGCCUACUUUAAAGGGAAGUAUGGAGGAGUGGACAUUCUCAUCAACAAUGCUGGAAUAGCAUUUAAAGCGUCAGACACAACUCCAUUUGGUGUCCAGGCAGAGGUGACCCUGAGGACAAACUUCUUUGCCACCAGAGACGUGUUGACUCACUUCUUGCCACUCGUCAAAGCUGGAGGGCGUGUGGUGAACGUCUCCAGCAUGCUUAGCGCCAGCGGUUUGAAACAGUGCAGCCCAGAACUCCAGCAACGUUUCCGCAGUGAGGACAUCACAGAGGACGAGCUGGUGGCACUGAUGCAACGAUUUGUUGAUGAGGCCAAGAAAGGAGAACACAAGCAAGGCGGCUGGCCUGAUAUGUCAUAUGCAGUAUCCAAAAUUGGAGUGACGGUACUAUCCAUGAUUCAUGCUCGUCGUCUGUCUAAGGAGAGACCAAAAGAUGGGAUCUUGAUUAAUGCAUGCUGUCCAGGGUGGGUACGCACUGAGAUCGCUGCGCCAGGUGCCCCAAAGUCACCAGAUGAGGGCGCCAUAACACCGGUCUACCUGGCCCUGCUUGCCCCCGGAGCCACUGAGCCUCAUGGAAAGUAUGUCUCCGAUAAGGAAGUUCAACCAUGGUGAUAGAAAGUUGAAUAUCUAAUGACAUAAAAAAAUAAUGUACAAAAACAAUGUAGUUAUUUUAUAAGUUUAUACUUUUUCUUGCCAGAAUGAAAUUUGUAAUAUUUAAGGCCAUAGUACAAACGCCCGUAUCACACAGCUAAAACCAAAAUGUUUUCCAGUUUAAAUGUUUUGUUAGGUUAAACCCAUCAAUUUAAAAAUGAUGUUCUGAUAACUGACAGUGUUCAACUGAUGAAAACAAAACUUAGCUAUAUUUUUUUCUUACGUGUUUUAACAUGUGAAAAGUAAACUUGC
Messenger RNA from Haplochromis burtoni (Burton's mouthbrooder), 1713 nucleotides. Its product is annotated as carbonyl reductase [NADPH] 1-like. The transcript has 7 exons. Lineage: Eukaryota; Metazoa; Chordata; Actinopteri; Cichliformes; Cichlidae. The record is from RefSeq and is a predicted model, not a curated record. The coding region runs from base 595 to 1422 and encodes 275 amino acids. Gene Ontology annotation, molecular function: carbonyl reductase (NADPH) activity.